AUUCAUGCCAAAUACAAAAGAGAUAACCCUACUCUAUACUCCUCAUUUCUCUCUCCUCUUGUAUCAUCAACAAUGGCGUCUUUACUUCUCAAUCCAUGUCCUAAUACUACAUCUAAUUUCACCCCUCUUCAAUUUCCCCUGUCAAAUCACUUUUCUCACAAAACCCCAGCUCGAAUUUCCAUUAAAUGUAAUUUGGCUGAGCAAUUGAAGAAGGUGGAAAAUGGGAAACCACCUCCUUUUAGCUCCCAAUCUUUUGGAAUGAAGCAAUUUGCAUUGGAGAAUACUAUCAAUCAGAAUGAUACCCGACUUCGGAUUUUUUCUGGUACUGCCAAUCCUGCUCUUGCUCAGGAAAUUGCAUGUUACAUGGGUCUCCAGCUUGGGAAAAUAAAGAUCAAACGUUUUGCCGAUGGUGAGAUCUACGUUCAGUUGCAAGAGAGUGUCAGAGGUUGUGAUGUUUUUCUAGUUCAACCCACAUGUCCGCCUGCGAAUGAGAACCUUAUGGAACUUUUGAUAAUGAUUGAUGCUUGCCGGAGAGCAUCAGCCAAAAACAUCACUGCAGUUAUUCCUUAUUUUGGAUACGCUCGAGCUGAUCGAAAGACACAAGGACGGGAAUCUAUAGCCGCGAAACUUGUAGCCAACCUGAUAACAGAAGCAGGUGCCAAUCGAGUUCUUGCUUGUGAUCUACAUUCUGGGCAGUCAAUGGGCUAUUUUGAUAUACCUGUGGAUCAUGUAUAUGGUCAGCCUGUGAUUCUUGACUACUUGGCAAGCAAAACAAUUUGUUCAGAUGAUUUAGUUGUAGUUUCACCAGAUGUUGGUGGAGUUGCAAGGGCUCGUGCUUUUGCUAAGAAGUUAUCAGAUGCCCCACUUGCCAUUGUGGAUAAGAGGCGCCAUGGACACAAUGUUGCGGAGGUAAUGAAUUUGAUCGGCGAUGUUAAGGGAAAAGUUGCGGUAAUGGUGGAUGAUAUGAUUGACACAGCUGGUACAAUUGCCAAAGGUGCAGCUCUUUUGCACCAAGAAGGAGCAAGGGAAGUGUAUGCAUGUAGUACACAUGCCGUCUUCAGUCCUCCAGCUAUAGAAAGGUUGUCCAGCGGUUUAUUCCAAGAAGUAAUCAUCACAAAUACAAUUCCUAUCUCAGAAAAGAACUACUUCCCACAGCUAACAAUAUUAUCCGUUGCAAACCUUUUGGGCGAGACAAUUUGGCGCGUUCAUGAUGACUGCUCUGUUGGAUUUGAACCUUACUCGAGCUUGGGGAUCGAUUAACUCGUCAGAAAAAUUGCUAUUGUCAUCCUCCACGUAACUCUAAUGUCAUAAGCGUACUGGAUUACUCGAGCAUUCAAGUGGCUCCUUUCUCCUCUCCUCUUGUCUCCAAAAUGCUCUGCGUUUUGUGUUGUGCAUUCGUAAUGAUAAUACGAGAAAAUUUCUUUUUCCCUUAUUUUUUGUGUGGAUAUUACAGCAUAUGAGGCGAGCGGGCAACAUUUGGCUAGUUGUGUCGUAACUUGCCCAUUGUAGCUUUGGAUUUAUGUAUGUAGAUUGUAGAGAAUGUCUUUCAAUUUUGUAGGAUAGUAUGCCGUUUUUAGUAUGAAAAAUUCUAUAGUUGUGCUAACACAAUGAAGUAGAAUGAUUGCAUACAGAUAUCAGGGAAUAUGUACUUGUCUGUGAGGAUGAUUGUUCCUUUCAUCACCUUGCUGCAAUAUCAGUUGAAUUCAGUGUGAAAAUUUUUGCUUUUUA
This is a messenger RNA of Amaranthus tricolor (Joseph's coat), 1728 nucleotides long. Its product is annotated as ribose-phosphate pyrophosphokinase 1. Bases 73 to 1260 code for a protein of 395 amino acids. Gene Ontology annotation, molecular function: ribose phosphate diphosphokinase activity; magnesium ion binding. NCBI's taxonomy places the organism in Eukaryota, Viridiplantae, Streptophyta, Magnoliopsida, Caryophyllales, Amaranthaceae. The record is from RefSeq and is a predicted model, not a curated record. Gene Ontology annotation, biological process: 5-phosphoribose 1-diphosphate biosynthetic process; purine nucleotide biosynthetic process; ribonucleoside monophosphate biosynthetic process. Gene Ontology annotation, cellular component: cytoplasm; ribose phosphate diphosphokinase complex. The transcript has 9 exons.